GUUAGACAAUUUCCCUACUUGGUUUCGAAUCCUUUAUCGGUUUCUCUUCUUCCAGACUGCACCCACCCGCCGCCGAGCAGAGAUGGUUCGGCCCUACGCAGUGAAGGGGAGGAAACUCAAGAGAAGGAGAGUCGAAGAACCAUCGCCGACCGAGGAGGAGAUGGUAGAAGACGUCUCCGACGAGGGAGAAAGGGAGACUGGAGUCGAGGUAGAGGAGGACGAGGACGAGAGGCGGGCGGAGGAGGCUUUGGACAAGACUCCUGUCCUCCCUAUCACUGGGCCUGUCGACAGAGCCAAGCGGCCGGGGGUCAUAUUCGUUCUCGAAAAGGCUUGUCUGGAGGUCGGAAAAGUCGGAAAGAAUUUUCAAAUUCUGAACUCAGAUGACCAUACAAAUUAUUUGAAGAAACAGAAUCGCAACCCUGCUGAUUAUAGACCAGACAUCAUUCACCAGGCCCUUCUUGCAAUAUUUGAUAGUCCCUUAGCCAAGGCCGGUAGGUUGCAAGCUAUUUAUGUGAAAACAGAGAAAGGAGUUCUUUUUGAAAUUAAACCACAUGUUCGUAUACCGAGGACGUUCAAGCGCUUUUGUGGUCUUAUGUCACAAUUGUUACAAAAGUUAAGCAUAACAGCUGUUGGGAAGCGGGAGAAACUUCUUAACGUUAUAAAAAACCCAGUGACUCGUCACUUGCCUGUCAAUUCCAAGAAAAUAGGUCUCUCUUAUAGUUCAGACAAGUUGGUUAACUUAUCCAAUUAUGUUGCUACUGCUAGUGAUGAUGCUCCGCUUGUUUUUGUGGUUGGUGCAAUGGCUCAUGGAGCAAUCAGUAAGGAAUACAUUGAUGAUUUUGUAUCCAUAUCAGAGUACCCCUUGAGCGCGGCGUGCUGUUUGAACAGGAUAUGCAGUGCAUUUGAGCAAAAAUGGAAGAUCACAUAAACGUUACGUGACUGUUUUAUUCUAGUUAGCCAUCGUAGGCGACAUGUUCUGUAAUUUCAAUUAGCAAGUUUGCAAUUGCUGAAGUAUUCACCACUGUUUGUACGAUAAGAGCUUAUUGUUAUUCUUAAUUUUUGCUGUCCGAUGCUUGUUCCUUCAA
Molecule: messenger RNA, 1085 nt
Organism: Zingiber officinale
Lineage: Eukaryota; Viridiplantae; Streptophyta; Magnoliopsida; Zingiberales; Zingiberaceae
Product: ribosomal RNA small subunit methyltransferase nep-1-like
Exons: 7
Coding region: 83-928 (281 amino acids)
Biological process (GO): rRNA base methylation
Cellular component (GO): nucleolus; small-subunit processome
Molecular function (GO): rRNA binding; rRNA (pseudouridine) methyltransferase activity
Source: RefSeq, a predicted model, not a curated record